This is a messenger RNA of Lentinula edodes (shiitake mushroom), 492 nucleotides long. RefSeq lists its product as uncharacterized. The annotation marks the transcript as partial. The record is from RefSeq and is a predicted model, not a curated record. Lineage: Eukaryota; Fungi; Basidiomycota; Agaricomycetes; Agaricales; Omphalotaceae. The transcript has a single exon.
UUCACGGCCUUCAACAUACUGCAGCGACGGAACAUGCUUCUCCGAACGGCUCUGAAAGCAAAAAAAUCAAGUUUUCCUGUCUUAGCAAGUCAGUUUGCUUCAGUAACACCCAGUGCAAUUGCAGCUGUUUCUGAACGGUUUGCAAGAGGUGAUAUGGUUUCGUUCAGGAACUCAGCCGAACGUACGGUACUUCAAUUAAUGCAACAGGUUAAUCUCGUUACAUCUUCAGUUCCUGGUUCCGCAUCCGCUUUAGUCAAUAUGAGAAAUGAAAUCAGAGCCUUGAUGAUUGACCAAGGCUUACCCAGUUUUUACAUUACCAUAAAUCCUGCUGAUGUCUACAAUCCACUUGUCAAGUUUCUUGCUGGAACUGAUAUUGACAUCGAUUGCAUGUUGCCACAAGAGGUACCUGAGUACUGGGACCAAGCAGUUCUUGUCGCGAAAAACCCCGUUGUGGCGGCUAAGUUUUUUAAUGUUUACCUGAAAGCAUUCAUU